Messenger RNA from Eleginops maclovinus (Patagonian blennie), 3639 nucleotides. RefSeq lists its product as uncharacterized. Gene Ontology annotation, molecular function: ubiquitin protein ligase activity. Lineage: Eukaryota; Metazoa; Chordata; Actinopteri; Perciformes; Eleginopidae. The transcript has 5 exons. Gene Ontology annotation, biological process: protein K48-linked ubiquitination; proteasome-mediated ubiquitin-dependent protein catabolic process. The record is from RefSeq and is a predicted model, not a curated record. Bases 282 to 1055 code for a protein of 257 amino acids. Gene Ontology annotation, cellular component: cytoplasm; intracellular membrane-bounded organelle; membrane.
CACUCUAUUUCCGCUGCAGCAGCGAGAACGGGGCACGUCAAAAAAGAAAGAAAAAUGUGGAGAAGACAAACUGAGGCGAGGGAAGGAACAUACAACUACAUCUAGUAUCUUUGAUGAUUCAUUUACCAGGCAGUUGUUAUUAUUAUUUAAAAUCCCAAGACGAAUAUCUGUCAGUUUAAGGGUCGUUUCGAGGUUAACUUGCCCCCCCUUCUUGUUCGGUGGUGGUUCGCUUUGAGGAAGCAGCUCGGCUAGCCGCAGCUGAAUUAGCUCGCUAAGGAGAGAUGGGGACGAGAGCAAGUCGCCUCCAGGAAGACCCGGUUCCCCCUGCUUUCGGGAAAGAUGGCACGAAGCGGGAUUCCUACCGACGACCCCGCUGCACCAGGCCCACCAGUCUCAUGGUCGACUUCUCCGGGAGCUUCGAGGAAACCGAGGCCAACCGUAGUCGAUCGGAGGAGGGCAGCGACUCGGACCAGCAUGGGGCCAGCGCCGACGGUAGCCCCGCCGACCUCCACAGCAGCAUCCCCUCCAGUGUGAGCCCGGUGGAGGACAACAACAGCGAGGGGAAACCCGAGGAAGACGGGGAUAUAAGCCCGGAGCCCGCCGUGGUCGCUGAACAUCAGUCCGGAGAGGAGACAGGCCGCACGCCCCACCGCACUUUUUCCGAGCGGCUGCCCGGGAAUAGGCACUCUUCCGGCCGCAGUGUGGGAGCAAGAUCCGCCCGGGUCAGAGGCACACACCAGCGGCCGGUGUCAGAGGCGUGGAUCGGCCUGUACCGUGUUAACAACCGCCAUGGCAAUAUCCGCUGUCCUUUCUGCUCCAAGCCCUUCCCUGGGGGUCGGAUCGAGGAUCACCUGUUGAGCUGCCUCACGUCUCCUCCCCUACCAUACAAUACGGAUGUGCUCAGUAAAGACAGCGGCGAGUGCUCCAUAUGUUUGGAGGAUCUGGUUCAGGGAGAGACCAUCGCCAGGCUGGCCUGCCUCUGCGUCUACCAUAAGAGCUGCAUUGAUUCCUGGUCCAAGGUGAAACCCUGCUGCCCUGAACACCCCUUCGAUUGACUCCCGGGUCACAUGUUUUCUGCACAGUGACCAACCCGACUCAGGAGACUACACUGAAUCCCCAACAAAUCCCAAUCAAAAUGUGUAAUCGGACAAAUUAAUAAGCCCACUGUCCUUCUCCCAUGCAAACUCAAAUUUGAUUGGAGAACAGACCAUCCCAAGAAGAAGCUCCAGUUAGUGAAACCCCGGCGCCCUCUCCGUCUGGAUCGGUCCAUUUUGAACUUGGUCUGGGCCAUUUCGAUGUUGCGCCGUCUAAUCUCCGGUCGAGGUCCUUGUUGGAAUACAAAUGGAGGAGUUUCCCGUUCUAUUUUUAAAGACUUCAACGGAGCUUAUAUAUAAAUAUAUUAAAAGAACUCAGAUAAACAUUAUCAUCCCAGAACGAUGGAAAUUGCCCCCCGGCGCGAUCUCGAACUUUGGGGAGGAACACAAAAGAUUUGACAGUGGAUUCUCUCCCGUGUAUUUUUCUCUCCCUCCAAACGGGAUUGGUCAUUUUUAUCGAGUAUUUUGCAAAAAGAGUAUUGUUCCAUGUCAUACAUCGGAUGAAUGUUUUUCUUUCCUCGGGCUAACCCCAAAUGAACCAACCUCCCACCGAAAGCGUGAACCGUUACCGAGUAAACGUUGCUUUAUUUUGAACCAGCUGGAGGUCGAGGGCUUGAGUUUUGGUGAACGGGUGCUGCCGUUAAUAGGUGUAUUCUUUUUUACUAUUACCUUUUAAACAUUUCAGGGGAAGUCUGGGGGCAAGUUGUUUUUCUAAGUAGGUCAGUUUUUUCGUAUGUGGUUGGUCAGCGCCGAGUUGAACGUGCUGCUACUUGCUGAGUGUUAUGGAAAAGGUUGUAGUUAUUUCAUAGGGUCAUAGUAGCGCUGGUGUUGGCACCAAUUUGAGCACUUUUGUCCUUAAAGGCUGAUAAUUUUUUUCACAUAAGGUGUGUGUGUGUGUGUGUGUGUGUGUGUGUGUGUGUGUGUGUGUGUGUGUGUGUGUGUGUGUGUGUGUGUGUGUGUGUGUGUGUGUGUGUGUGUGUGUGUGUGUGUGUGUGUGUGUGUGUGUGUGUGUGUGUGUGUGUGUGUGUGUGUGUGUGUGUGUGUGUGUGUACUGUAAAUUACCUAAAAGUAUGCUUGGUCAAGCGGGUUACCCUUUUUAUUUUUGAAUGCUAAUUUUGUAUUACAAUCAAGCUGGCCAACAUCCCGUUACACGGUGGCACCGGUACGCAACGUGUCUCGUGUGGUCCCAUUGUACUUUGACUGCGGUUUGUGUUUUUUUUUCCUCCCGCUCUUCUUCCUCCUCAUUCGCAACCACUCUCUGUCUGGAUUUUUGGAUCAGACCCCAAGCGACGGUUCGCCAUCUGGUUACUUUCAUGCCAGGAAUAAAGAGGACGGAUGGAUUGAGGGAUGUAUUUUUGGGCCAUGUUUACACCAUGUGGCAUCUGCCUCUCUCCCCAACACUGGAGGCUAUGGACAGCUGAUGGUAAAUUAUUACAUAACUACCCCCCCCCCCCAACCCCCUAUCUUUUUAAAGGAUUUUAAGAUAUUAUAUCAUCACAUAAUUAUUGCUACAAGUGUUAAAUGGCUUACCUUUGCAUUUUGUGUGUGUGCUGAUUGCCUUUGCCUGGUGAAGGGUUUAUUUGUGCAAGCAGGUAUUUGUGGUGUUUCUGAGGGCUGAAAUAAAGCCCCCACAGUAAAGGCUGCUCAACAGAUGCUGUGUAACAAUGGGACGAAAACACACAACAUGAAUCGAUUGCUUUGCUUGCCUGAACCACGAGUUUUAAAUCGCUGCUCAAAAGUGGUAUGGAUCAGUUUAGAGGUCAGCCCAGUGCACAGGUUUCCUACUGGCUAGUUUGUUCACCCCAGCCUCUCUUUUUUUUCAAAUUUUAUUUUCCAGUGUUCUGCAGUCUGAGGUGCUACAACUCGUCCGGCCACUAGAGGGCAGCCCUCCUCACUUUUUGUAAUGGAGAACAGAAGGAAAAUCAUGCCAAAAGUCUGUCUGUAUUUGGGGGCAUUGUGUGAGAGAGUGUUGAAGACGAGGUGCGUUGAUCCUUAGACGUUACUUUUGUUGUGGUGACAAGUUAUGAUGUUGUAUACUUUGGCUGGGAGGGGUGCGUGUGUGUUUGUGUUUGCAGGAGUUUGGUGGUGGUGUUUGGGUUGUUGACAAAGAUAAAAAGACAAUCUGAAAACCCCACUCAUUUACUUUCUUACCCCCUCUAAGCUGUGUGGUUCAAUACCUCAAUCUUUACCAAUGCUAACUAAAUGUUGUGUGUGUUUUUAAAAUAGCUCCAACAAAGGACGGUCUUUUGUAUAAAUGUCCCUGAAUCGUUUGGUUUUAAAUCACAGGGCAAUAAUCCCCUGUGCUUUGAGGUUGAUGUAUUAGCCACAGCGGCAACUGCACCCCCAAGAUAUGGACAAUCUGCCUUUUACUCUGAUAUAACGAAACAAAUUGAAUUCUAUUUAUUAAAUUGUAAAUAUGUAAUGCAAUUCAAGAAAAUGGCUUGGUCUUUGUCUGUUCAAUAUACUGUUUCUAAGCUCCAAUCUUUUGUAUGUCUCAGAAAUUGUUUUUAUAUGUAUUUUUUACAAUAAAUAUGUGUGAGAGAUG